AUGUUGCAGCGUGCGAGUAGCCAGUACCAGGCCAAUGCUCCUCCUCCCCAGCGGAGCCAGGCCAAGGGUCAGCCAUUCCUUCCUUCUAGCAGCCCAAGCACGCAUCAAUCCGAUAUUCGACAACUAAAGAAGCCAAACGCCCCUGCUGUGUCGGCGAGGACGACGCAACCCUUCUCCAAACCUCUUGAAAAUCGAUCCUCCAACAUGAACCAGGCAUCAAACAGUACCAGACCACCAAACGGGGUUGUCCGUGGACCGUUGGCUUCACUUUGCGGAGGAUCAAACUCUUUCAGCGAACAAGCAGAUGUUGUUGAUCUUACUGGGUCUGACAGUCAAAUAAAGGCACAACCAGGAGUGUACUUUCAAGACGGCGAUUUCAGCGACGACGAUACGCUGGAUCUUGACUUCCAGCCGCCUUCAGCCCUACCACCUCUCCCUGUUAAUACACCCCAUAAGCGUAUUGCAAAGGAAAGCAUGCCACCACCACCCCCUACGUCAACACAAACUGACAGGACCAUACCUUGGUCUUCAUCACCUCCGUCACACUUCUUACCCCCCUUACGCAAUGCAUCCGUGACCUCGACAAUGGCCAACAUAUCAAUGAAGCGCGAUUCUUCUGGAGAUCGAGACGAUAGCGCCGUUCCUGCCCCCAAAAAGGCCAAGAAGCGAGUACUGCCACAAAGCUUUAAGCAAGAAGACCCUGAGGAUGAUAACGAGCACUAUGCUCAGGCCACUCAAACACCAAACAACAAACGAAAAGAUUUCCUGAACCCUACAGCCAGCGCAGUCAAAGAGCAGAAGAAGCAGUUCAGAAACCAGCGUCAACAAGAUCAACCUGCAGCCAACGGCGACUUGUCUAUGGGAGAGAUCCAAGAGGUCACAACUUCACAUGCCAAGGGCAACUUUGCCAUAUCCUUGAGUGAAGAACAGAAACACGUCUUAGACCUAGUGGUAAACAAGAACCAGAGUGCCUUCUUCACCGGUGCAGCCGGAACUGGUAAAUCCGUCUUGAUGCGAGCCAUCAUCACGGAGUUGAAGAAGAAAUACGCAAAGGACCCCGAACGAGUCGCGGUUACAGCGUCGACCGGACUUGCUGCAUGCAACAUUGGAGGUAUCACUCUGCACAGCUUUUCUGGCAUUGGCCUCGGCAAAGAGGACUGCCCGACACUGGUCAAGAAAAUCCGCAGAAACCCCAAAGCCAAGAACCGCUGGUUGAGAACCAAGUGCCUGGUCAUUGAUGAGAUUUCCAUGGUGGAUGGAGACUUGUUCGACAAACUAUCUCAAAUAGGACGAACAAUUCGAAACAAUGGUAGACCAUGGGGCGGUAUCCAGCUUAUCAUUACUGGAGACUUCUUCCAACUGCCACCGGUCCCAGAUCAUGGAGCCAAACGGGAAACCAAGUUUGCUUUCGAUGCGUCUACCUGGACAACCUCAAUAGACCAUACCAUCGGACUUACACAGGUUUUCCGACAACGAGAUCCAGUGUUCGCUAACAUGCUCAAUGAAAUGCGUCUCGGUCGUAUCACCGAGGACACUGUGCGAGCCUUUAAGAAAUUGGAGCGACCCCUCAACUUCAACGAUGGUCUAGGAACUGCAGAGUUGUUCUCCACCCGAAACGAAGUCGAAGGAUCCAACGAAAGGAGAUUGAGAGACCUUCCUGGGACGACUCGAAGAUACGAGGCUCAGGACUUUGGCAAAGAAGAAGUUCGUGAAAAGUUGUUGGCAAAUAUGAUGGCACCUAAGGUUAUCGACCUGAAAAUGAAUGCCCAAGUCAUGCUGAUCAAGAAUCUUGACGAGUCUCUUGUCAAUGGAUCUUUGGGCAAAGUGAUUGGGUUUUCGGAUGAGAAGACCUUUGACAUGGCCCCACCGGACGAGUUUGAUGAAGACGAUUCCAUGGCUAAGGCCCGGAAGAAACUGCUCAAUUCAUUCAAACGUGACUCCGACGCAAGUCCGAGCAAUGUCAAAUAUCCAGUCGUACAGUUCAUGGCAACCGAUGGCACAUCACGUGUGAUUCUUUGCCAGCCCGAAGAGUGGAAGGUCGAGUUACCUAAUGGAGAGGUCCAAGCAAAGCGCACCCAACUGCCUCUUAUUCUGGCGUGGGCUUUGUCCAUUCACAAGGCCCAAGGUCAGACACUAGAGCGAGUGAAGGUCAACCUUGGAAGGGUAUUCGAAAAAGGUCAGGCUUAUGUUGCUCUCAGUCGAGCGACUACUCAGGAUGGCCUUCAGGUGCUGGGCUUCCAGAAGUCCAAGGUCAUGGCGCAUCCUAGGGUUAUAGACUUUUACAACAAGCUCUAUAGUGCUGAAGAGGCCCUUGGGAAACCCAAACCUCAGUCUAUCACUGAUUUUGUUUCGAACCGUAUGGGAGCAGCGCCAUCAAAAGCCCCUGCGCCCAAGAAGCCUGCGCCCCAGGUAGUGGAUUUAGACGAUGAAGAGGAAGCAAUGGCAGCGUGUGGGUACUGA
Molecule: messenger RNA, 2460 nt
Organism: Fusarium sp. VM40
Lineage: Eukaryota; Fungi; Ascomycota; Sordariomycetes; Hypocreales; Nectriaceae
Source: the annotation of a GenBank genome assembly